CCGCAACAUGCGGCAUUGGCUUCAGCUUCAACGCGGUGGAAAUCAUCUGUCAAGAAAAGUCAACCUUUUCCAAUUUUUUCCAUACGAAUCUUUUGAGGAAAAUCAUUAGGUAAUCGAACUAUUUUCGCCGAUUUUUCCAUCUACAAUCACACUGCAAAAGAUUCGUCUCCAAAAUGAUGCAGCGUGUGGUUAACAGCCCAAUUUUGGGUGCCAUCGUAACAAAUGGAGUCCAACCACAUCGUGGUAUGGCUACACUGAAAGUCAUCCAGAUGCGAUUGAAGUCUGUCAAGAACAUUCAGAAAAUCACUCAAUCCAUGAAGAUGGUGUCGGCUGCCAAGUAUGCCCGUGCAGAACGUGAGUUAAAGCAGGCUCGUCCGUACGGUGAAGGUGCCAAGGGUUUCUACGAAGUUGCCGAUAUUCAACCCGAAAAGGAGGACAAAAAGGAGUUGUACAUUGCAAUGACCUCCGACAGAGGUUUGUGUGGUGCUGUGCACACCGGUAUCGCCCGUCAAAUCCGUAACGAGUUGAACGCUAUGCCAGAUUCAGAGAAUGCGAGAAUCAUUUGCGUCGGUGACAAAAGCCGUGCCGUUUUGCAAAGGAAUUUCAGCAAGAAGUUCAUCUUUGUCGCAAACGAGGUCGGUCGUAUUCCGCCAACAUUCUUGGACGCAUCAAAAAUUGCCAUUCAAGUGUUGAACUCUGGCUUCGAUUAUACUCACGGCAAGAUUGUCUACAACAAAUUCCGUACCGUUGUCUCGUACAAUUUGUCAGAACUCCCAAUUUUCAGUCUCAAAUUAGUUGAGUCCUCCGACAAAUUGGUCGCAUACGAUUCAUUGGAUGCCGACAUUAUUCGCGACUAUUUGGAAUUUUCGUUGGCUUCGUUGUUGUUCUACGCAAUGAAGGAAGGUGCAUGCUCUGAACAAUCAUCUCGUAUGUCUGCUAUGGACAAUGCUACAAAGAAUGCCGGAGAAAUGAUUGACAAACUUGCAUUAACAUUCAAUCGUACCAGACAGGCUGUCAUUACCAGAGAAUUGAUUGAAAUCAUUUCUGGUGCUGCUGCUUUGAAUUAAAUGCAUUUUGCUGCCGUUUCGAUUCAGUUUGAUGGUACACCGCUGUCAAUCGUAUAACAUGUUUGGGUGGUUAAUUUGGUUCCGAGUUUAAGUAUAUGAAUAACACACACGAUGUAUUUGCCCUUAAGGAGAUAACAAAUAUUUUGCUUUUUGUUAACCAGUCGUAGCGAUCUGAUCACUGGCCCAAUUGUCGAAACGACUCGUUGACAGAGGCAAUGUAAUUAAUGUAAACCAUUUGAUUGUCCGUUUUGGAAUUUUAAAUAAACGCCGGAUGUACAAUGAA
Messenger RNA from Bradysia coprophila, 1350 nucleotides. RefSeq names its product ATP synthase, gamma subunit (gene ATPsyngamma). The record is from RefSeq and is a predicted model, not a curated record. NCBI's taxonomy places the organism in Eukaryota, Metazoa, Arthropoda, Insecta, Diptera, Sciaridae. Gene Ontology annotation, biological process: proton motive force-driven ATP synthesis. Gene Ontology annotation, molecular function: proton-transporting ATP synthase activity, rotational mechanism.